GCGAGCAGGCCGGCGGGCGGGUGCGUCAGCGUCUGAAGGAAGUCUCGCGGUGUAUGCAUUCGAAUCGUUUGGCGGGUGACGAAAAUGGCGGCGUCACUCCCGCGACUCAGGAAUCGGCUCUUAAGAACGUAUGGGACUGCGGGCGGCUGGGGGUUGCGGCGGCGGCCAGGCCGGGCAGUUGCUCAGUGGUUCCCGCCGCAAGAUCCGAAGCGUUUCUUCAGCAGCAGCAGUAGCAGCAACGCCAGCAGCGAGGAACCCUCGCAGUCUGUCGCUUCCGACGAUUCUGAUGACCCCGACUUCUCCGGCAGCCAGGUGGGUCAACGGCGGAGGCGCGCUGGCGGUCGAAUCUCCAAGGACCGGCCGAGCCCGAUCGUGACCCCAAGACGCCUGAGGCUGCGAUCUCGGCCCCCGCAGAAGUGCAGCACUCCCUGCGGCCCACUCCUACCGCCGCCCUUCCCCAGCAGCAACCCGGGCCGCCUCAGCCCGGACCUCAGUGUGUGCAGCCAGCCAAGGGACGGUGGCGAGCUGGGCAACAGUGCCUCUCUGUUCAGCCUUCUGGCCUCUCCCGGCCCCGGCUCUGCGUCCCCAGAGCCAGGAGACAGUGUCAUCUGUACUGGCCCUUCCGCUUUUCCGGAUGCAGCCUCUAAGGUUCCCAGAGACUCCCACCUCCCAGCCGCUUCUCUGGACCAACCACCUCACCCCUGCUCCCAGGAGGCAGCAGCGGGAGGAGGAGGAGGGUUCACCGGGUUGGCCCACCAAGCCUGUGCCAGCCUCAAGUCAGUUUUCUUGAGUGUUAUGGACUCAGGAAACCCUGAGGAUUCUGAGUUUGGGGCAGAUGGGAAGAAUAUGAGGGAGGCCUGCUGUGAAAGGGAACUGGUGGGGAAAAGGAUGGACAGCCUAGGUUUAUCAAGCAUCCAUAAGAAGAGGGCCACAGACCAGGACUCUUGUCAAGAGAUUGAGGCUCAAGGGGCUGUACAGAGAGAAUAUGAGGAGGCCAGUGGAUGCCAGGGUUGUGUUGUACCUGGAGAAGUCAACAGACCUGAGAGAACUGGGUCAAGCCAGAAAAGGAAACAUCAGGAGGCAACAGAAACCUCCCUCCUCCAUUACCACCAGUUUAAAAAGAGCCUAAAGGUAGAAAAAGACUCUUUCCUCACCCAGGACCUGACUCAUUUACAGAAUGACUGCUCUUGGACCAAAGCCAGGGCUUCCUUCAGUUUCCACAAGAAGAAGGUUGUGACUACUGUGUCAGAAGCAUGCAGCAGCUACGCCAUUGCCAGUUCUCUCUCUGGCUCCCUCAUAUCAGAAUAUUCAAACCCUCCUGUCACGAACAGAACAAACAGUGCUCUGUCCCCUUGGCACUCCUCUUCCAUGUAUUUGCUAACCCCCUUAAAGACACUACAUGUCACAGACAAAAAGGCGUCUGAUGCUGAAAAGGUUUACAGGGAAUGCAACCAGGAGGGUCCUAUCCCCUUUAGUUACUGCCUUUCCACAGAAAAACUGGAAUGCUGUGAGAAGAUUGGGGAAGGGGUGUUUGGCGAAGUAUUUCGAACAAUUGCUAAUCAUAUACCUGUAGCUCUAAAAAUCAUUGCUGUUGAAGGACCAGAUUUAGUCAAUGGAGCCCAUCAGAAAACUUUUGAGGAAAUCCUGCCAGAGAUCAUCAUCUCCAAAGAGUUGAGCCUCUUGUCUGAUCAGGUAUGCAACAGCACCGAAGGCUUUAUUGGGCUGAACUCAGUGCACUGUGUUCAAGGAUCUUACCCUCCCUUGCUCCUCAGAGCCUGGGAUCACUAUAACUCAACCAGAGGGUCUGCAAAUGACCGCCCUGACUUUUUUGAAGAAGACCAGCUCUUCAUUGUGCUGGAAUUUGAGUUUGGAGGGACUGACUUAGAGCAAAUGAGAAAGGAGUUGUCCUCCAUAGCUACUGCAAAGAGCAUUCUACACCAAAUCACCGCAUCCCUUGCUGUGGCAGAGGCAUCACUGCACUUUGAGCACCGAGACCUACACUGGGGGAACGUGCUCUUAAAGAAAACCAGCCUCAAAGAGCUCCACUACACCCUCAACGGGAAGACAAGGACUAUCCCCAGCCGUGGACUGCAAGUCAACAUCAUUGACUACACCCUGUCACGCUUGGAGCGGGAUGGGAUCAUGGUUUUCUGUGACAUUUCCAUGGAUGAGGACCUAUUUACAGGUGAAGGUGAUUACCAGUUUGAGAUCUACAGGCUAAUGAGGAAGGAGAACAACAACUGCUGGGGUGAAUAUCACCCUUAUACUAAUGUGCUCUGGCUACAUUACCUUACUGAUAAAAUUCUGAAAGAAAUGACCUUCAAGACUAAAUGUAACACCCCUGCCAUGAAGCAAAUGAGGAGACAGAUUCUGUAUUUCCAUAAGACAAUGCUGAACUUCAGCUCUGCCACAGACCUGCUCUGCCAACACAGACUAUUUCAGUAAAUCAAAGGUACCUUCGUGCCCCAAACUGAGAGGCCACUAGCCUUGACACCUCAGGUGCAAUCUCUAUCCCAAGAGCAGGGUGGAAUUCCCAUUCUUCCAUGUUUUCAGUCAGCUUUUCAAACAAUUUUGUUUCCAAAUGGAAACUGAAACGUUUGUGGAAAUAUUUAAACAAGAAAUGUUCUUAAAAUACAAACUACACAUGAGAACAAGUGUUCACAAGUUAUAAGCCCUCUUUCAGCAGAGUCCAUUCUGUAAGUUUCCAUAUUUUCAUUUUCGAGCCUUAACACUUUAUGUAGCCUGAGCAAAAAAAAAAAAAAUUCAAGAAAGCCCACAGCCUCAGCUGUCUUACUGAUCAGAGCCUGUUACUGUAGGUAUCAUAAGGCUGGCAUUGGGAGCCAUACUACAAAUGAGUCAACAGAACAAAGAGGCUGAAGCAAGGCAGAGACCAAGACAGACUGGAGGGAGAGAGGAAAGGAAGGUGGUAGACAGUUUACAGGGAGACAUUCAAGGAAGGCCACAUGUUUAUCAAGCUCAUUUGCCAAUCAAAGAAAAGCAGAAUUUAUCGAUUUUCAACGGGAAAAUAAAUGUCUCCAUGGCUACUAAAAAGG
Molecule: messenger RNA, 3053 nt
Organism: Pteropus alecto (black flying fox)
Lineage: Eukaryota; Metazoa; Chordata; Mammalia; Chiroptera; Pteropodidae
Gene: HASPIN
Product: histone H3 associated protein kinase
Exons: 1
Coding region: 85-2445 (786 amino acids)
Biological process (GO): protein phosphorylation; intracellular signal transduction; mitotic cell cycle
Cellular component (GO): cytoplasm; nucleus
Molecular function (GO): histone H3T3 kinase activity; ATP binding
Source: RefSeq, a predicted model, not a curated record